Molecule: messenger RNA, 552 nt
Organism: Williopsis jadinii
Lineage: Eukaryota; Fungi; Ascomycota; Saccharomycetes; Phaffomycetales; Wickerhamomycetaceae
Exons: 1
Coding region: 48-356 (102 amino acids)
Source: RefSeq, a predicted model, not a curated record
GUGGAUCGCGGCGUACGAGUUACCAGUCUCGCCAGUGCUACGGUGUUAUGCUGUGUCUCUCUAUUUUUAGACCUGAUGCUAUGCGGGAAUCCAUUUCGAUCGUGUCGUUUUUCUGCUGUGUGUGUGUCUCUUUAUGGCUUGCACAGAGCCUUGGAAAGGCUUUCACUUACGGGCGUACCGAUUGCCAGGUUACAACUCAGCGGUGGUUUCCGGCCGCUCCAGACAACCAGAGCGUGUGCAGCGUUGGAGCUGUAGAGGAAGUGGUAGGAGGGAAGAGAAAGCUCGUUGUGGGGAGACAUAGACGUCUUUGUCGUAUAGCAUGCAUAGGCGACGAUAGGCGGAGCACAUAUAAUUAGAGCUUAAACCGUAGAUAAUGAGGUGCUGAGAUCUUAGGUUUUGCACAGACGGGUCGUCGGAGGGGCAGAGCAUGGAGGAUAGGGCCCGGGCUUGUGAUAUUGGGUGUGUUGUGUGCUUUAUAUGAGUAGUAUAUAUGUAAUGGACGGGUGCCCUGCUAGAAACACCGGUAUCGGCGUUGGGGAGUGCUGGAGCAUC